AUGGCGACAUUCUCAUCUCAAAAGGAUCUUGUUGCGACUUUCAAGAAGGAAACGAUUUUAAACGUGGGGGCAUUAAGAAAGCUGCAUACUAUACCAUCAGAAUUAAGUAAAGAUAUUUUCAAAGAAAAUGCACUCGAGAAACCGACGCAAAAUCUUUUUAAUCAUCUUUCAUACUACUUAAUGGGAAUCAUCGACAGUCAGGCCGCUCGUGGUCUGUCCUGGCCAUUGUAUGACACUAAAACCGAGCGAGCUUUUAGGAACGGCCUAUCUAACAUAAUUAGUGAUUACAGUAAUAAGGGUUUGUUACCCCCAGUGAUGUCAUCAUACUUAGUUAAUCCUGGUUGCUAUAAAGUCACGUUACUCAUCUUCCAAAUGUCUCAGCUGGCUUUGCAGAGGACUUUGCUGUCUAAAAUGUGCAAAGAAAAACAGAAAAAGCUGUACAAUGAUAUGACAGAAAUGUAUAAAUCUGAUAAUAAACAAACUUUUACAGAAAAUAUUGAAAGGGCCACAGUAAUAUUGUCGAGUAAGUUCUCAAACUACAUAUCAAAAAGGAAAAAAAUUGAAAAGAUUGCUACCAUUAUGAGUAAGAAAAUAUCAGAAAUGGAAACAAAAUUAUCUUCAUUAAAAGCUCAAGUCUACAUAAAUGAUUUAGUUGAUGGUUUUCUAAAAAAAUAUGAUGUAGAUGAAAUUACAAAAAAAGAAAUAUUGUGUAUCAAAAAUGUAAAUAAACCAUCAAAAUAUUUUGAGGUAUGGCUCUCUGAUUAUGAUAAAAAAAUAUCAGAGAUAGAAAGUAGAUGGGAUGAGAAAAUGAACCCAAUUUUGAAGUUAGCUCUUGAUACACAAUGUUCCACGGAAAUGUUAAUAGCCAGGCAAACUGGUGAAGCUGAUAAGAGUACGUACAUGUUAGAAUUUAACCCAAAAACGGAUGACAUUUGUACAAAAGAAUUACUAUGCGAAGUAAACACUGAACAGAAAUAUAUUUUGAAGAAUAUUAUCAGCAAUGAUCAGUUAAAUUUUCCAAACCUUAUCCGUGCGUUUCUUGUAGCAGUAUCUUAUAUACAGAAGAAUGCUGAACAUAGUGAUGAGAUAUAUAAGUUUAACACGUACUUAGAUACUGGACGGAGACAAUUUUCUGACAUAGUGACUGCUAUGAAGGUGCUUUUAGAAAGAGUUAUGAAAGCUGAAGCUAAAUUGCCCGAAAGGUCAGUCUCGUACAGCGAGUCAAGGUCUCUAAAAGAUUUCAUUGAAAUACCACCAUUGCCAGACCUCUCAGACCUUAAAAUGGGCAAGGAUUGGCAGUCUCAAAAUAUAUUUGACACUUUUACACCACUAAAUAUAUCUAAACACCAAUUUAACUUGCAACGCAAAAGUAGAGCAAUGUUUACUAAACCACAAUCGCGACCUCUACUUGUCGCACCGUUCUACCAAGGACCAAGAGAUGAUUUCUUAAAGAGUGUUAUAUCAUGUCGUGUCAGUUCAUAUAACCGUUCGAACACUACGCAGAAUUUUAACAUGUCAUUAAUAUCCCAAACAAAUUUUAGAAGCAAUGAAACUAUUGCUGAAUGUUCAUCAGGCUUCACAAAGCAACAGAUUAUGAGAUUGCUGUCAACAAAGAAGUCUAGCAGUUCUAAAAAGUUCAAAUACAAGACUGAAAGGCCUAAUAAUGCUAACAUAAAAAAAGGUGGACUAUUUGAUGAGUCGCAACACACAUCAACCGACAGUAAUGGCUUGUACAGGAGCUAUUCAUCACCAAAUCUAUUUGAGAAUCGUGAGAAAAAGUCCAAGAUUGGUAGAAAAUUAUCAAUAAUGCAAGAAGACUGUCCUCUUUUAGAAGUUUCGGGAAUAUCCGCAUUAGAGAAAAACAACAGUUAUGGGACACCUGAAGGAGUUGUACAUUUGGUAAAUUCUAGAAAACUGUUUGAUGCUGCAAGUUUACCUGCUAUAUCAUUAACUCCUGUACGUGAAACUACCAAUUCUAAUAAUAAAGGGAGCAAUACUGCACUGCAUAAUUUUGCAGAUGUAAAUUUAUCGAAACUACAUGAAACAGUAUUUGAUAAAGAGGCCUCUAAGACUGAAACUCCCACAAACAAUUCACAAUUGAUACGUAAAACUAGCUCCUUAGAAAAGAUUAUUAACAGAUUUAAAAAAGUUAGAGCUAACGUUUUGACCUCUGCGGAAAAAGAUGACGAUUUUAAAACUAUAGUUGAAGAGAAAGAAAACAUGAAUAUGGUCAACAUAGAAACAUGCACAGCAAAUAGAGUCUUAUUACCUGAUCUUUUGAGUCCGAGUUAUAGUAUAUUGCCUAACGUGAAGCUUGAGACUGAUGAAGUGGUGACAAGGAAACCACGAGAGAGUCUUGGUACCGCACUGGGGGUGGACCAUACAUUCUUGGAUCAAUUUGAUUUAAUAGAUUAA
This is a messenger RNA of Arctia plantaginis, 2415 nucleotides long. The record is from the annotation of a GenBank genome assembly. NCBI's taxonomy places the organism in Eukaryota, Metazoa, Arthropoda, Insecta, Lepidoptera, Erebidae.